This is a messenger RNA of Acinonyx jubatus (cheetah), 1422 nucleotides long. RefSeq names its product cAMP-specific 3',5'-cyclic phosphodiesterase 4C-like. The record is from RefSeq and is a predicted model, not a curated record. The coding region runs from base 485 to 730 and encodes 81 amino acids. The transcript has a single exon. Lineage: Eukaryota; Metazoa; Chordata; Mammalia; Carnivora; Felidae.
CGGAGUCCCCGAAUCUACCUUCCCUUUCAGCACCAGGAGAAGGGACAGGGCCUUAGCGCUGGGGAUCUCCAGAGCCCCUGUCUCCCAGCUCUCCAUUCGGCAGCAACAGGGAGGACAAUCUCUGUCUUCACUCCAAGCUCAUGUCUUGACCCUUUUUCACUCGGCACUAGAGGGGAGGACAGCAAACCAUUUUCUGCUCUCGGGGUAUCCCCAGCCCCUGUUUCCAACCCCCACCCCCAAGUUCUUCUUUUCGUGCUGUCCUUCAGCACCAUCUGGGCAAGGACAGCUCCUUGGUGUCAGCCCCACCUUGAGUCCCUGUUUCUACCUUCUCCCGCCUCAGCACCUCCGGCGCGGACAGCUGCUCGCUGUCGCCUCCACCCCCGGUCCUGGCCCGACCCGGGCGGGCGCAGAUACUCCUCGUUCUCGGGGCUCCCGUGCCCUGCUCUCUCUGCUCCCUGCUCUCCCUGCCGCCUUCUUCUGGCGCAUGGAGACCCCAGGGGUCCAAGAAGGGGAGGAGGCAUCCAGCGAGCUGAGUCGCGUUCGCAGCCGCCAAGGCAUAGCCAGACCCCCGAAGCACUUGUGGCGUCAGCCCCGGCGCCCCAUCCGCAUCCAGCAGCGCUUCUACUCGGACCCGGACAAGUCCGCGGGCCGCAGUGAGCGGGACCGGAGCCCGCGGCCCGGGCUCGAGAAGUCGCUGCGCUCCUGGCCCACCUCCUUCUACAGGCGGUAGGUGGGCGGGGGCAGGGCACUCCCAAGGCGUGGGGGAGGGGCGCGCGGGGCCUGGCGGGAGUGGGGGAGGGUCCUUGCUUCUCCAGGGGCGGGGGUCUCUGCUGCUUGGCUUGAGGCCGGUUCUUUAGAGGAAAAAGCUGCUCUUUAUGUGGGUUGGAGCUGGAGGGUUUGCUUAUGGGUUUAUGACUGGCUGCGUUAAGGUGCAGUUGUAUCUGAGUGUGUGUCUGAGUCUGAGCAGUUGCACCCGUGUGUACUCCGACCUGUUGUGCGUGUCCAGAGCCAGCUGUGUCUGUGGCUGACCGGAUGCGUUUGGGUGUGCGUACAUCGCUGCGUACGUGCCUAUGUGUUUCCCCUUGUGGUGCCCAUGGGUGUGUGACUGAGGGUGAUCUCACUCUGACCCAGCUGGGUGUCCGAGGGUCCUCCAGAUCUUGGAAUGUCCUGGGACGUUUGUGGGGUUGGUGGUCACCGUGAGUAUCUGAGGGCACCUUGGGGAGUGUGUAUGAGAGGACCAGGGCUAUCCACAGCGCUGGGGAAAGGAGCUUCUCCAUGGUCUGUCUGGCCACCCCUCUCCACCCUGACCCCUGUGACCUGGGGAGGAGAAGAGCCUCUUGGGGAGACUGAACACAGCAUGCUUUUUCCACAUCAAAAGGGAUGGGGUGGAGAUGGGGGGGCGGUGGUAAAGGGGGAGGGCUG